AUGCUGUUUCCCUUCUGCGCUCUCACCACACCAUGGUAUGCCGAAUCCCCAGCUGCCGAUCUACAACCCCCUCAAGUGCAAGUUGAGUACGCAGCGGAAGGCGAUCAGCUUGAGCCAGAAUUUGUUCUUCUUGAACAACGAAAAGAAGAAAAUGCUUUGAAGGGGCAUUCAAAGAUACCUACUCCCCAACUAGCCUUGGGGGUUCUCGUGCUGGUUGCCUUAACUCUGCUUUCCCUUUUGAAGGUCUACAAGAGAUUCUCCGAAGGAAAAGAUGUAGAAAAAGGAGGAGAGGAAGAAGAAGAAAAAGAAGAAGGGGGAGAGUCUGUGGGUCUUAAACAAUUCAAUUUAAUCAAAAACACACCUUAG
This is a messenger RNA of Eimeria acervulina, 366 nucleotides long. RefSeq lists its product as hypothetical. NCBI's taxonomy places the organism in Eukaryota, Apicomplexa, Conoidasida, Eucoccidiorida, Eimeriidae. Bases 1 to 366 code for a protein of 121 amino acids. The record is from RefSeq and is a predicted model, not a curated record. The transcript is spliced from 2 exons.